UUAAUAAAAAUUAUUAUUUUUAGCGCUAUCGGAAAUAUUCGUCGACAGGCACCGAAUAUUACUAUGCUUACAAUCGAAAGUAGAUCUUUGGAUGUAGUUAAUCAAGUACAGGAUUUUGAACAUCUAAAAGUGCUUAGUCUUCAUUAUUCUCCAAUUCUAGACGAUGUUAUUCUGCCCGAUUUGUUUCCUGCUAACUUUUCGCAACAAUUAAAGGCUCUCGAAUUGUUUGUUGUUAGUGAGAAUUUUAUUUCUAUGCGCUUUCGUCCAGAAUUCUUUCUACAAUUGGAGCACAUUAAAUUCGAUAUCAUUGAAAACCCCACAACUAAUUACAACACAAUUUUGGGUCAAAUUGUUGAGUUUCCAGCAUUGCGUUCAAUCUCAUUGGGAGUUUAUACCAGAGCGAAAAAAUUAAUCCGUCGGGCUGAAUAUCUGAAUUUUAUGAGAAGAUUGUAUGAGAAAGGGAAGUUGGAGCAUUUGAAAGUCAACUUGCUUCUCACAACUGAAAUGGCGAUUGGUGUAUUCCAACAUUGCCCUAAAAUCCGUUCAUUGUAUUUCUAUAAAAGUUCAAAUCCAAAUAAUAUAAACGAAGAGGAAGAAUAUUUUAUUGCAAAUGAAUUUAUUGAGAGAUUUGAACAACUAAAACUAAACAAAAUCCCCCCAACUUCUGACUCUAAAAAAGUUGUAAUGCUCGGAAAUUUGUUUAAAGGGACUAAACUUGAAAGAGGAAAUGAAUGGAUUAAAUGUAAAGAAAAUAUAAGAGGAAGUCAUGUAUUGAAGGAAUUAUUUGUUAACGAAUUUAAAGAAUAUGAGGAAAAUAAUACUCGAAAAUAA
Meloidogyne enterolobii is the source of this 831-nucleotide messenger RNA. Lineage: Eukaryota; Metazoa; Nematoda; Chromadorea; Rhabditida; Meloidogynidae. The record is from the annotation of a GenBank genome assembly.